AUGCGGAACCUUUGGUGGGGAAUCUGUUCCUGUCCGGACCCGAUAUGAUGUUGCCCUGACAUUCUCUCUCGUGAGCGAAAUGGAAACUCAAUGCCGGUAGAACCUGUCCUUUUAAACUAACAAAACAAAUAAUUCUGGUACAUGUUUUUGUUCUUUUAUGUCGACACACGUCCAUUAAAACCGGCACAAAGUAUUGUGAGUUACGUUAGCGGUUAAAGGAGAGCAGCAGCGGUAACGUAGCUGUUAGCCUGUCAAGGUAGCGACUCCCAGAUCAAAACGCUAUUUUACAGAAAAUAAGCAAAUAUGUUUGACAUCAUUGGGGAAUUACCUGUGGAAAAACAGAUAUUUUAUGCUGUUUUGGUGUUUUCGGCGUUGGUCCAUCUAUGGGAGGACUAUCUUGCACACAGACAGCGAAAGGUAUACAGGUCAAUCACUCAUGUACCUCAAGAGCUCAUAAAGAUUAUAGAUUCCGAAACAUUUGAGAAGUCCCGACUUUAUCAGCUGGAUAAAAGCAACUUCAGCUUUUGGUCCGGACUCUAUUCUGAAACAGAAGGAACGCUGAUCCUGCUCCUGGGUGGAAUCCCUUUUCUGUGGGACGUAGCCGGCACUGUCACAAAGCACUUCGGAUUUGGCCUGGAGUAUGAAAUUACGCAUUCGCUUGUCUUUUUGACUCUCGCCACCCUGUUCAGUGCCUUAACUGGCCUUCCCUGGAGUGUGUACAACACUUUUGUCAUUGAGGAGAAACAUGGAUUUAACCAGCAGACGCUAGGGUUCUUCAUCAAAGAUGCCGUGAAGAAGUUUGCGGUGACUCAGUGCAUCCUGCUGCCUGUGACGUCCCUGCUCUUGUACAUCAUCAAGAUCGGGGGGGAAUACUUCUUUAUCUACGCCUGGCUCUUCACUCUGGCUGUUUCUCUGGUCCUGGUCACCAUCUACGCCGAUUACAUUGCUCCGCUGUUUGACAAAUUCACUCCUUUGCCAGAAGGAGAGCUCAAGUCAGACAUUGAGGCCAUGGCCAAAAGUAUAGACUUCCCACUCACUAAGGUCUAUGUCGUUGAAGGUUCCAAGCGCUCUUCACACAGCAACGCAUACUUUUACGGUUUCUUUAAGAACAAACGCAUCGUGCUCUUCGACACCCUGCUGGAGGACUAUUCCCCCCUCAACAAGGCUGACGAGACCAAAACAGAGCAGGCACACGGCGAGGAAGCUCACAGUGAACCCAAAGUCAAGCCUAAGAACAAGAAACAAGGAUGCAACAACCCAGAGAUCCUGGCUGUUUUGGGUCAUGAGCUGGGUCACUGGAAGCUCGGUCAUACAGUCAAGAACAUCGUCAUCAGUCAGAUGAAUUCCUUCCUGUGCUUCUCCCUGUUUGCUGCUCUUAUUGGACGUAAGGAGUUGUUUGUGGCAUUUGGCUUCAAUGACAGCCAGCCCACACUCAUCGGCUUGAUGAUUAUCUUCCAGUUCAUCUUUGCUCCAUACAAUGAGCUCCUGUCUUUCUGUCUGACCAUCCUGAGUCGCCGGUUCGAGUUCCAGGCCGACGCUUUUGCGCGCAACAUGGGCAAAGCCUCCGAGCUCUCCUCAGCCCUCAUCAAGCUGAACAAGGACAACUUGGGCUUCCCGGUGGCCGACUGGAUGUAUUCCAUGUGGCACUACUCGCACCCGCCACUGCUGGAGCGUCUCAGAGCGCUGGGCAACGUCAAGCAGGACUGACGGGGCUGCGAGGGGGAGCGGCGAGUUCUGCCUCCUCCUUUCAAGGGCCUCCGCAGACCUCUCCUGACCCUGUAACGCAUCCUGUUUGUCUCUUCCUUACUUUGAUUUAGUACUUUCAUUUAAUGGCAGUAUCUGUGUUCUUUUCUUUGUUUCAAACAACAACAGCACAAUGCAGCCUGAAUAUCUCGUUUGUGGGUGUUGUACACGAGCCUUUGUCAGCUAGGUGUGCCAAAUGACAUAUUGUACAACAUACCAAACAUUACAUAUGUUCUGAGGGUGCACCUACUUGCUUCUGGUGCCACAAUUUGUGUUCCAAAUCAACAACGGUAAUAAUACUGAAACAUUGGGCCGUACCAAAAUCUGCCUCCUAACUGUUCUGAUACUUGACCCUGUUGGAGACACAGCAGUGCUGCAAUUUUAAUUUGGAGUAGAUUUUGUUUAAUUUUUUUUUUAUGUGUGACGGGGUCUGUUCAUGCACCUGUUUGCUAAUUGGGGUCCAAUAUACAUGUACAUGUGACUAGCAUAAUGACAAGGGUGGAAAAAACAUUGAAUGUGGUUUACAGUUUUAAGUUGAUAGUUCCUACAUUUGAUUUCGGGAGGCUGGAUUAAGCCCAGUGUUGCAUGGCAAUGUAUUUAUAGGCAGGGAGGGACUGGGAAGUUCCUUGUUGAGACAUUGCAUAACUUUCUUUGCUGAAUAAAAUUAUUCCAUUUGUCCACA
This is a messenger RNA of Entelurus aequoreus (snake pipefish), 2425 nucleotides long. RefSeq names its product zinc metallopeptidase, STE24 homolog (gene zmpste24). Bases 304 to 1707 code for a protein of 467 amino acids. Gene Ontology annotation, molecular function: metalloendopeptidase activity. The transcript has 9 exons. Gene Ontology annotation, biological process: CAAX-box protein processing. The record is from RefSeq and is a predicted model, not a curated record. Gene Ontology annotation, cellular component: endoplasmic reticulum membrane. NCBI's taxonomy places the organism in Eukaryota, Metazoa, Chordata, Actinopteri, Syngnathiformes, Syngnathidae.